AUGUCCUUGACAACUUCAACAAUAACUCCAGAAACGUCACGUCCCGUCUCCUUUGUUGGAGUCUUAGAACAACCUGUACUGGAUCAAUCCCAUCUCAAACCGGGUCACAAGGCCUCGUUGCUUUCACACGCACAAACGCUCGAACUAUACCGACAAAAUGCCAAAAAAACUAACGACCCAGAGCUUCAAUUCCAAUUCGCUGCUUUCGUUAUUGAUACCUCGAAUGCAAUGACAGAGGAUCCGAAAGAAAGGGAAGAACUAUUAAAAGAAGGAAUAUCGUUGUUGAAAAAAUUAGCGGAUAAAGGUCACGCGGAAUCACAGUACUAUCUUGGAGAUUGUUAUGCGAGAGGGAUCGGCACUUCGAAAUCUAAACCUGAUUUUGAUAAGGCCUUUGCACUGUUCAUUCAAGCUAGUAAGCAUAUUCAGGGUAAUAAUAAGCAUCCUUAUCCGGAAAAUGCAUGUCGUGCUGCUGCAUAUCGUGCUGCUAUGUGUUAUGAACAUGGUUGGGGUUGUCGAAAAGAUGCGGCAAAAGCGUUACAAUUUUACAGAAAAGCAGCGCCAGGUCAUGCUGGUGCAAUGUACCGACUUGGAAUAGCCGAGUUAAGGGGAGAACUAGGAUUAGCAAAGAAUCCACGCGAUGGCUGCAAAUGGCUGAAAAGAUCAGCUGACGCGGCCGAUGAAGAAUUUCCACAUGCGUUACAUGAACUCGCCGAACUUCACGAACAAGGUCUAGAGAAUGUGUUAUUUGUGGAUAUUGAAUACGCGGUACAAUUACUUGCUCGUGCUGCGGAACUGAAUUAUGCUCCAUCAGCAUUUAAACUUGGUGAAUGUUAUGAAUAUGGAAAAAUGGGAUGUUCUCAAGAUGCAGCACUCUCAAUUCAUUACUACACAAUAGCAGCACAACAAGAUCAUAAAGAAGCUUGUUUUGCAUUGGCCGCCUGGUAUUUGGUGGGGAGUCCGGGUGUUCUUCCGCAAAGUGAUGCGGAAGCGUAUCUUUGGGCAAAACGCGCGGCAGAUCUAGGGUUACCGAAAGCAGAAUAUGCUGUCGGUUAUUUUACAGAAGUUGGAAUCGGUACAAAAAAAGAUCAACUAGAUGCAAAUGUUUGGUUUCGUCGUGCUGCAGAACAUGGUGAUAAACGAGCUCAACAAAGAUUAAAAGCUUUAUGGGAAAUUUCAGAUGAACUUUUGAUCCUAACGGAUUAUAUUCAACGUCAUGAUCAACCAAGGAGACUUUCCGCAGAGGGGCGGGUCCCCGUACUUACCUCUAUUACACAACCUCCGUUAAUUUAUCGACCGAUCCAUGAAGUGAAGCCAGGUGAUUGGCCUUACGAGGUAACGGAGAACCUAUUGAUAGAAAGAGGUUAUGGAAAAAGCAACUCUUCCGCCACCACUGCAGCCUACGAAAACACUUCAGCAACCAGGCCAUUACUGAGGGCAUUAGCAACUGAAGGAUCAAAAACAUCAGCCUCCUCAAUAAAUACGACAAUUACACCGAUAACUCCGACCGAUCCGCUUGGGGAGAAACGAUCACAAGAAGUUAUAAUUCCGAUAGAACCAGCGAAAAUAAUAGAUAAUAAUAAAGCGCAAGGACAUUCACAUUCGGAUUCUAAUAAUAAACGGGAUUCGAAAGGUUCAGAAGAUUCAUUACCAUCAUGGACAUAUAAAUUUUACACAUCAGAUACCGCAGAAAUUUCGCAACCACCAGAAGCUUCUACUUCACGUGCGGGAGCGGAAAUGGAAGAAUUAUCGAGAAAACUACAAGAAAAUAAAAAUAGUGAACGACAACCAUCACGAAAAAGUGCACGAUCAUAUUUGACUCCAUCUCAGCAGCAAUCAUCAAUUGAAAAUAGACAGCCAUCAAUAUAUCGUAGAACAAUAGUAAUAGAGAAAGAUCCAAUCGUUAUCUGCCCUCUUGGCUCAAUACUCUUUGUGUUUGGAUUUUUGUUGCCUCCACUAUGGUGGAUCGGGUCUAUAUUCCCGAGACAUCCGACAUACAUAUUUGAGCCUCACCGACAAUAG
This is a messenger RNA of Ambispora leptoticha, 2019 nucleotides long. NCBI's taxonomy places the organism in Eukaryota, Fungi, Glomeromycota, Glomeromycetes, Archaeosporales, Ambisporaceae. The record is from the annotation of a GenBank genome assembly.